UCAUCGACCAUUCGCUGACGUUCGACCACACAUCGAGAUUUCAAAUGUUAUCCCGUAUAACGCCAGCGGCAUGUCGCGUUUAACGUGCUCGUUUACCGAAAUAGAUACGCAGUGUGGUAUACAACGGUCAACAAGUAAUAAAAAAUUAAGAGUCGGUCCUUUUACCAAAAAUGGCUGAUCGCUAAAUUUGUUUUAUGCAUAUGUAUUGAUACACGGUGAAAAUUGUGCGUGAGGUGUAAAUAACCUAACGUGAUAUCGAUCGUGUAAAACGCGCGUAAAUAUGCCGCGUACCAAAGCAUCACCAAAAAAGUGCGUCAAAACAACAAACUCGUAUCCAGGUACAAAUACGUGGGUUUUUCUUAUGAAAGGCGAUGGUUUAGAUAAUACACACGGGGGAAUACCCGAUGUAAUUAAAUUAAGACACCCAGCCUCUAAUCAACCUGCUAUGUUCGUCUUUAGUCCUGGUAACUUAACAGUACAAGAAGUUUUAACAUUCGAUGAGAACAAAAGAUCGUGGUUCAUAGACGAUAAUGUGAAAUCAGAUGGAAAAAUGCAUUUAUCCACUCCCAUCGAUCCAAUAUUCUUAGUACUACCUUAUUUAAGAAAGUCACAACAAGCACAACCGUUAGAUCAAUGUCUAUGGGACGAAGAUUUCCCAGAAACGUCUCGUCUCGCUCAGUGUCAGAGUUUAAAGUUGACGUUGGUAGCCGACCGUAAGGGAGACGAAUCGUUGCAAGCUUACAAAUUUAACGAAGAAAAGACGUUAAUCUGGUUACAAAAGAAAGUAGAAAGAGUAGCAGACGUACUAAAACAAAAGGGUAUUCAUGUGUCGCAGGGUGCUAUUAGUGCUACUUACGUUAAAAGCGUUAAGCUUGAGAAUGCUUCGGAAGUGGAGUAUUUAAAAUACGCACAUGGUAUAGUAUCGGAAUAUCUUUCGGAAGAUUUGUCCAAAAAGUUAGCGCAACACUUAAAUAUACCGGAUGAAACCGAAACUAAGAAACGAAAAUUAAGUAGUCCUAAAGACGCUACGAGUGAGAAGAGAUCCAAGAAAGAUUUAACUGAAAAUGAGUCAAUACUGAAACCAAAAGUUCCUGAUUUGUCCAAAUCAGAAAAGCCUCAAAAAACUACCGUUGGUAAAAAGGAGUUAGCCAGACAAAAGGCAGCUGCCGGAUCCAAAAAUAUUACCACAUUUUUCAAAAAGAAAUAAACUUUAAACGGUUGUAGAAAGUUAAAGCACCGCAAACGUUUAAAAUUUCGAAUAUUGUAAUAUAUAUAUAUAUAUGAUUUGUAUUAGUAUGAUUUUUACCGUUCUCAUGUAGGAAAUAGAUGCAAAAGUAUGUAAAACUACUUGUCAGAUAGUUGUUUAAACAAUAGAGAGGUAAUUUUCUUUUAUACUUUAUUGGUAGGUAUUUUUAUAUUGCAAUGUCUCUGAACUUAAAUGCAA
Colletes gigas is the source of this 1444-nucleotide messenger RNA. Its product is annotated as ribonuclease H2 subunit B. Lineage: Eukaryota; Metazoa; Arthropoda; Insecta; Hymenoptera; Colletidae. Bases 281 to 1207 code for a protein of 308 amino acids. Gene Ontology annotation, cellular component: nucleoplasm; ribonuclease H2 complex. The transcript is spliced from 5 exons. The record is from RefSeq and is a predicted model, not a curated record. Gene Ontology annotation, biological process: RNA catabolic process; ribonucleotide metabolic process.